This is a messenger RNA of Closterium sp. Naga37s-1, 4053 nucleotides long. NCBI's taxonomy places the organism in Eukaryota, Viridiplantae, Streptophyta, Zygnematophyceae, Desmidiales, Closteriaceae. The record is from the annotation of a GenBank genome assembly.
AUGUUUCCGCAUCGUGGCAGUGCAGCACCAACCGUCCCUCCAUUCCUCUCCGCCCCCUCGCCCAACUCCCAAGCCCCCACCAUGUCAUUCGAGCCUCUCUCUCUCGCCUCCCUCCUCUCCCUUCCCGUCGAAGCGGUUUCCGCGAAGCUUCGCUCCACGCCGCCCGCGCAUUUGGAGCAGCUGCGCGUCUCGCUAUGGGACAUCCUCGGCACGCCCGACCGCAAGCCGGAGUUUCUCUCCCUCCAGCGCCUGCUUAUGACGCGUACGGGCGCCGGCGCGGGCCUUAUCACAGAGUCCCUCUCCCGCGCACACUACACGCAUCUUAAGAUCCUCGUCGCGGUUCGGACCGGCAUCCAGGCGUUUCUACACCCCGAUAUCGCCAUCCCGCCGACGUCUUUAAUCGAAAUCUUCCUCCGCCGCCGCUGCCAGAACAUGGCCUGCCAGAGCCCGCUUCCCGCGGGCGGCUGCCGCUGUCGUUUCUGCACGACGGGCAACGGCGAACCGGGGGGAUCCGGCCGGGCGGGAACAGACGGGGGAGCGACAAAUACCGCCGGAAUUUCCGGUACCACCAGCGCCAACAUCACUGGUGCUAUCACCAGGGGUAACUCAGGCGCAGGCACAAGCGCUGGUAUUGCUUCUAGCACGGAAAUCGGCGGAGGAUUUUGCAAUUUGUGCAUGUGUGUCGCAUGCGGGAAGUUCGAUUUCGACACCAACACGUGUCGGUGGAUCGGAUGCGAUUUUUGUCUGCACUGGUGCCACACGGAUUGCGCGCUCCACAUGGGCUUCGUGCGCCAUGGCGCAGUGGGGGCGGGGGGAAGCGCGGGGGGCGCGGGGGGAAGAGGCGGAGGGCAGGCGGGCGGGGGGGCUGCGGAGGGCUCCGCGGACGGGGCGACGGCGGCGACGAGUGCGCAAUUCGCGUGCCCCGCGUGCGCGCGGUCGUCGGAGCUGUUUGGGUUCGUGCGCGACGUGUUCCGCCUGUGCUCCGCGCAGUGGGACGCGGAGGCCGCGCGGAGGGAGCUGGAGUGCGUGGGGGGGAUCUUCGGCGCGAGCACGGACGCGCUCGGGCGCGAGCUUGCGCGGAGGGCGGCGCUGGCGCUGAGGGAGCUGCGGGAGGGGCGCAGGGCGUGCGCGGACAUUUGUCGCGACAUGCAGCUUUUCUUCGCCAGCAGCGCCUCGUUCGUCCCUGCUCCUCCCAAUCCUGCCACCCCCGCCGCUUCAGCUGCUUCUGCUCCUCACCCUCCCCCAACAAUGGUAGCGCCUUCCCCUGCUCCUCCCGUCGCCGCAUCUGCUCCCAUCGCUGCCCCUCCUGCUCCUGCUCCUCCUCCUCCUCCUGCUGCUGCUUCUACUGCCGCUUCUCCCAUCCCUCCCACGGGCCCGGCUGUCUCCGCCUCAGGCUCGGCCAGACCUGCUCCCGGGCUUCCCGGUCCAGGUUCGGGCCAUACCAGACCCAGCUCCGGUCCCACCGCACCCACAUCAGCGCUUUCCAAACCUCCGUCUCUGCCUCGGUACCAAUCCAGCCUGGAAGCAGCGCGAGAGGCUCUGGCGGAAUGCCAUAGGGACGUGCUAGGGAAGCGGAAAGAGGCAGCAGCGGUGGAGGAGGAGCGAGCGCGGAAGAAAUGGCAGGUGCAGGAGCUAGAAGCGGUUGCUGCGUCGCGAUUGGCUGACGCGGAACGUAUGGAGAGAGAAGCGGCAGAGGCGAGGAAAGAGGUCGAGGUGCUGAAGAUGAUUAUAUCGGUGAAAAAAACUACUUCGGAGGAGGAGUUUCGGCGGAGAGGGGUGGAUUUGGCUUUGGAAGAGGCUGAGGCCAAGUAUAGGAAGAUGCUGGGGGUUGUGCAGGCGUUGGAAAGGGAAGACGGGCAGGGGGGGAGUGAGAAGGGGAAGGAAAGGGAGAGUGAGAGAGAGAGGGAGGGGGAAAGGGAGCGAGAGAGGGGAAGAGAGAUGGGAGGUGAGAGGAGAAGAGAGAGGGAGCAUGGUGAGGUUUCGUGGCCGCAGGUGCCUGAUCAGAACAAACAGCAGCAGCAGGCUCAGCAGCAACAGCAGCAGCAGCAGCAGCGACAGCACCAGCAGCAACAGCAGCAGCAGCAACAGCAGCAGCAGCAGCAGCACCAGCUGCACCAGAUGCAGCAACACCAGCAGCAGCAGCAGCAGCAGCAGCAGCAGCAGCAGCAGCAGCAGCAGCAGCAGCAGCAGCAGCAGCAGCAGCAGCAGCAGCAGCAGCAGCAGCAGCAGCAGCAGCAGCAGCAGCAGCAGCAGCAGGAGCAGCAGCAGCAGCAGCAGCAGCAGCAGCAGCAGCAGCAGCAGCAGCAGCAGCAGCAGCAGCAGCAGCAGCAGCAGCAGCAGCAGCAGCAGCAGCAGCAGCAGCAGCAGCAGCAGCAGCAGCAGCAGCAGCAUCAGAUGCAGCAGCACCAGCAGCAGCAGAACCAACAGCAUCAGCAACAACAGCAGCAACUCCAUAAUCAGUUUCAACAGCAGCAGCAACAGCAACAGCUUCAACAGCAGCACCGGAAUCAUUUUCAGCAGCACCAUCAGCAGCAGCUGCAGCAGCAGCAGCAGCCCAAUCAGCAAAACCAGCAGCACCAGAACCAAUAUCCGAUGCAGCACCAGCAGCAACAGCGGCAGCAGCAGCAGCAGCAGCAACAGCAACAGCAGCAGGCGUGGCAAAUGCAACACGCGAUGCAGCAGCAGCAGUCGAGGAUGGGUGGUGGGCUUAGUAACGAGCCUCUUCCCAACAGCAACCAAGCGCUCACACGAGGGGCACCACCCUACGGAGCAUCACAGAUCCCACCAGCACAUGCAGCACAAGGAGCACAAGCAGUGCAAGCAGCACCGGCGUUGCAAGGAACACGAGCAGCACCCGCGUUACAGGCAGGGCAGGUAAGGCAGCGAGCGGAUGAGCAAGGAACAGCAGAGAGGGCAGCAACAGCUCAGCAACUUGCAGCACAGCAGGUGGCUGAAGAGGUUCAGACGGCAGGAGCAGUGGGAACAGCAGGGGAGACAGGGGCAGCGGGAGCAGGAGGGAGGACAGAGGGAGCAGCAGGAACAGCAGGCACAGCAGGGGAGACAGGAGCAGCGGGAACAGCAGGGGAGACUGGGGCAGCGGGAACAGCAGGGGAGACUGGGGCAGCGGGAACAGCAGGGGAGACUGGGGCAGCGGGAACAGCAGGGGAGACAGGAGCAGCGGGAGCAGGAGGGACAGAGGGAGCAGCAGGAACAGCAGGCACAGCAGGGGAGGCAGGAGCAGCGGGAGCAGCGGGAGCAGGAGGGACAGAGAGAGCAGCAGGGAAGGAGGGAGCAGAGGGAGCAGCAGGGGCAGCAGUGGAGGCUGGAGCAGCGGGAACAGCAGGGGCAGCAGGUGCAGGAAAAGAGGCAGCAGCAACAGCAAGGCGGAGGCGUGGUGAAAGGGGUGUUUCAAGAGAUGGGUUCGAUGCGGUUGAGAGGGAUAAGGAGAGGCAGAAGGAAAAGGUCAAGGAUAUGGGUGAGUGGAAGGAGAAGCAUGGGCAGAAGGAUGGGAUGAAAGGUCAUGAGGAGGGUCAAAAGACUGCUGCUGCUGCGCAAGAGGGGCGACAGGGGCAAAAGGGUGAAAAGGAGCGACAGGGGCAAGAGGGGGAAAAGGAGCGACAAGGGCAAGAGGGGCGGGAGGGGGAAAAGGGGGGACAGGGACGAGAGGAGCAAACAGGGCAAAAGGGACGAGAAGGGGGUCUGACAGAUACUAAGGUGCGGGGACUGGUAGGUAAAGAGAAGGCAGAUGAAGGGAAGGCAGAUGAAGGGAAGGCAGGUAAAGAGAAGGCAGAUGAAGAGAAGGCAUCUGGGGAAGGUACAGCUGGGGAAGGUACAACUGGGAAAGGAGAUGUUACUGAGAAGGAAGGUGCUUCUUCCGACAGCAAUGUGGAAGAGGUGGAAGAGGAGAGCGGUGCAGAGCGGUUGAGUGAGAGAAAACGGGUUGAGGCAACUGUUGAAGGAACAGUUGCUAGGGAGAAGGGGGAGAAGGAAAAAGCGGAGAGGGGGGAGAGGGAGAGGGGGGGAGCUGGAGGGGAGGGAAAGGGGGAUGAGUAG